Messenger RNA from Cariama cristata (Red-legged seriema), 3438 nucleotides. It is a transcript of the gene KATNIP, whose product is annotated as KIAA0556 ortholog. Lineage: Eukaryota; Metazoa; Chordata; Aves; Cariamiformes; Cariamidae. The record is from RefSeq and is a predicted model, not a curated record. The annotation marks the transcript as partial. The transcript has 14 exons.
AUUAAGGACAUGGUGACUGACUUUGAUGAGAAACAUGACGAAUACUUAAUAUCGCUUCAGCAGAGAAACCGGCUACUGGCACGUUUAAAAAGAAAGGAUGCUAUACAAAUUAAACUGGAGCAGUUAGAACAAGGAUUUUCUCUGUAUCUGAAUGGAGCUAAUUCAGAGCUGAGAAAGUACCGCAGAAAAAUCAACUCACAUGGCUACCUUAAAAGUCAGACGAAGACCACCAGGAAAAAUGCAACCCAGCUAAAAGAGAGUGAGCUGCAAGAGCACAGCACACAGACUGCACCAAGCAAAAUACAGCGCAGAGGUUGGUGUCAGAAAACUGUGGAGAUUAAAACAGAAAGGGGGGAUAAACUCUGCAUUGAACCUCCUCUUGAGUACCAGGAGGAUUUUGAACCUUAUGAAAGCUUGAGCGUGGAGACAAAUGGUGAUGAUCCUCUUUGUUACUCCCAGCAAUUGAGAAGAAGCUUGCAACUCGGUAUAGAAGAGAAAAGGAUGGAAGAAGACUCUGUUAGUGAUGAUUAUGACUCUGUUGAAGAGGAUGUGAUUUCAGAACCGUCUCCCACUGAGGAAACAAUUAGAAGCUUUGGAGGCCUUCAGUUGCAUAGCAGUAGCUCACUGCAGAAAGAGGCUUCUGAACAUCAGGAUGCUGGGAGGUGCUCUGGCCUUGAUUCUGGUGCCCUUACUGUGUUGGAAUUCAACCAGGAUCAAAGUAAAGUGAAGCCACUACGAGUUCUCUCAGCAAAAAGAAAAGAUAAUGCUGAAACGUACAUUCCUGUCAGACCAGUCAUGGUAAAAAGUAAAAUCACUCGGCCACUCUCUGCUGAGUUCUUGCACCAGGAAAGACAUGAAAGAAUUUGCUCUAGACCAUUAAGUCGACCAGAAAGACCACUUUCAGCAACUCGAAAGAAUGUGUGUGAGAAGGAUCCUGAUCUCUCAGUUUCAGCUGUGCUUAAAGCAAUGCAAAUUGAAAAUGAAGUGUUGCAGAGAGAUGUGCAAAGGCAGACAGUUUCCACAAGCCCUCAAGAGAAAUUUUCUGUUUCAUCUGCCAUUUCUGCAAUGGCUGAACCUCCAGAAAAAAGCCAGGCAAGGUCUGCAGUCACAAAAGCUGUUGGGAGAGUUUGUCCUUUUGGAAACAGACAACAGAAGAAACUUCUGAAGGUCCUUCCGGAGCCUGAGAGCCAUUCUGCCUGUGAUAAUGACAUAUUCCUGUCUGAUGACAACUCCGAAGUAGAUUCCAUGUUGAGAGAGAAGAUGACAACCAAUAUGGAAGUACGCGAUGCCAUUUAUGUGACUAUGGAACUUCUUUCUAACUGGGGAAAUCCAGUAAACGUGGGCCUGAGCAAAGUGGAAUUCUUUGAUUUGUACGACGAAAAGAUAUUUGUGUCUCCUCAUGAUGUGGAUAUUCGAAAUGCUGACAACCCAGGGGAUUUGUGCUGCUUGGUCAAUAAGAACUUGAAUAUCACGAAGGAAAGCUUCCUUUGGAUGUGCCCUUUCCAUCCACCCGUCCAACUUUACUUUGUUAUCCGCAAUCCCACCCGGUCACAUGACUUUGGUAUAUCCAAGAUCAAGAUUUGGAAUUACAACACAACAACUCCCAGUGACCUUGAUGUUGGAGCAAAGAAGGUGAAGUUAUAUGUUGAUGAGAACCUUGUAUUUGAUGGAGAAUUACAGAGAGCCUCUGGAGAUCUCCUCACUGACCAUAGCACUACAAUUGACCUUAAAGACCACAAGCAAGAUAUCUCUGCAUAUUCUUCAAAUGGAAGAAAAGAAGUAAAUGCACCUGCAGUCACAGAGAAGAAAGCAGACCUACAUUUUAAAUGCUUACAGUCAAACAGUACCUCACUAAACUGGAAAUCUCUGCCAGAAGAAAAACUUGAGCAUAAGAUGAACUCAAUCAGUUUUACAAAGAAAAAUUUGCCUGAGUUAAAAGGUGAUCUGAAAGUGUUGCCAUCUCAAGUUUGUACAAAAGAUGCCAAAGAGAAUUCAACAGUACAAGCAGUUGUGGAGCAUGUUCCAUCUGAUGAUGAACUUAGUUUGAGUGAGCAAAUGGAAAAGCUAACAGGAAGAAAAUUGUCUGGUUCUGCAGGUGCAAUUCCUUCUUGGUUACAGUCAUCUUCCCAAGUAACAGAGAAUAAUCAAGUUACUUUCGCUAAGCAGAAGCCUCCCUGGCUUGCUACAGAGCAUUGCUUAGGCAUGAGGCUUAAAACACAGUCAGAUGGAAUCAUGAAAAACUUUUCAGAUCUGACUAACGAGGGUGUCAAAUGUCAGAGAAAUGAACUGGGAAGAUCCAGUAGUAGAAAUGCAAGUGGAGAUGAGAGAUCACAAAUGCUAACCAGAAAGGAUGGCGAUGUGGGCUUGGACAUUUCAGAGCAACUUUCUAACAAAAAUUUCUGCAGCCUACAGUACCCUACAAGUGGAAGGAGAAGUGUCAGAUGUGUAAAAAAGGCCGGAUUAAACACUAUAAAUCUUGGAGAAGAUGAUUCCGCUCUCAAAGAUGAAGACUUUUCUGUCAAGGACAUAGCAACCUCUAGAGCAAAGUGGCGCAAUGAGCAAGAACACACACUGCAGGAGUCCUGGAACUCCUUGGUAAAGUUUAAUUAUUCCCAUCGUGGCCGAAUCUCUAACAUGGAUUUUCAAGGGGAUAUCUUUGAUGAGUUUCUCCAUCAACAGAAAAUCAACCGACCUGGCGAAUAUCAGCAAAUGAGAAAAGAGGGACUACAAACACUACCAAAAAGGCAAGAAGAAGAAAAUUCUGUGGAGAUACAUGAUGGAAAUGAUUUUAAAAUUCCUGUUUUACCUUAUGGGCAGCACUUAGUGAUAGACAUUCAAACAACAUGGGGAGACAGACAUUAUGUUGGUCUUAAUGGAAUUGAAGUUUUCAGUUCUAAAGGAGAGCCUGUUCAGAUUUCAAAGAUAACAGCUGAACCACCUGAUAUAAAUAUCUUACCAGCUUAUGGCAACGAUCCCAGAAUAAUAACCAACCUAACUGAUGGGGUAAAUCGGACACAGGAUGAUAUGCAUCUCUGGCUAGCACCAUUUACCCCUGGAAAACCUCACUUUAUCUUUAUUGACUUUGUGAAUUCCUGUCAAGUAGCUAUGAUUAGGAUUUGGAAUUAUAAUAAAUCUCGCAUACACUCUUAGAAAGACAUUGUAAUGGUGUUAGAUGAACAAUGCAUCUUUAAAGGAGAAAUUGCAAAAGCUUCGGGAACCUUGUCUGGAGCACCAGAGCACUUUGGGGAUACUAUAUUGUUCACUACCGAUGAUGAUAUUCUUGAAGCUAUAUACUGCUAUGAUGAAACAUAUGAUGGAGAAAUGGAAAAUGCCAGCUCCUUGAGAUACGAGGAGGAGCUAAAGAGGCCAACAACUGCUGACAGGGAGGGAGAUGAAAGACCUUUUACACAAGCGGGGUUAAGAACAGAGGAUCAACAG